AUGGCGCUGCUCCGGGAUCCCUUCGCGGGGUACCUGGCCUCGCUCCCCUCGCCACCGCUCGUGCUCGUCUCCGAGUUCUUCCUCAGGUUCACGCAGCGCGUCGCCGGCGUCCCCCGCGUGAUGUUCCACGACAUGUCCGCAUUCUCCUUGGCGCUCUGCUUCUCCCUCGCGACCAGGCCACCCCCAGUCGAGAGCAUCCAGGACAGCACCCCCUUCAUCGUCCUGAGGUUCCCGCAGAGCGUCACGAUCACCGCGGACGAGGUCCCACACGCCGUGGCUCAGGACGCCGACCUCGAUGACCUGGUGACACAGUUCUUGUUCGACGAUCUCAAGUCAUUCUACCUAGUUGGCCUGCUGUUCCUCGCCACCGGCGAGUCGUGA
Molecule: messenger RNA, 381 nt
Organism: Miscanthus lutarioriparius
Lineage: Eukaryota; Viridiplantae; Streptophyta; Magnoliopsida; Poales; Poaceae
Source: the annotation of a GenBank genome assembly